AUGGACAUUUAUCGUCUUUCAACUGACAUAAAAUUUAUGAAUUAAAUUGGUAUGACAUUAAGUGUAGAAGAAAGAAUGAAAUUAGAAUUAUCCAUAUUAAAAAUUAAUGAAAAUGAAAAUUUCGACUAAAUAUUAUUUUGGGGAAAAAUCCAAGGUGUAAAAGCAGAUUAUUUUGUAGCUUUAGCUUUGUAAUAUAAAGGAAAAUUUGAGUUUCCUUCUAAGAAAUUUUACUUUGCCAAAAGUGAUACAUUUGAUUUUGAAGAACUUCCUGAAUGUAAUUUAGAAUAUUAACAGUAAGUUGAUACAUUUAGGACAUUAUUUACAGGAGAUCCAAAAACUGUUAUCAUCCCUCUCAAAGAAGAAGAAGAAGCCCCUCCAGCAGAUGCAAACUAAGAAGAAAUUCAAGAAAAAGCUCCUGUUGAUUCUGAUGAAGACGAAAAUCCUAAAGUGAAACCAAAACCUUUUACAGAAUCAGAUAGAUUGGCCUAUAUAAUAAGAGCAAUUGAAAAUGACUGUUCUUUAGUUCCUGUAGGAGCUUUAAAACUUACUCCAUCUCAUGAAUUAAGAUAUAAUGAUUCUUUUAAAGGUCUAAGCUUAAAAGAAGUUAACUAAAUAAGUUUAUAUUAACAUUUUAGAGCUCCAUAAACUUAAGAAAAAAAAGAUUUCAUUAGUAGAGAUGACGCUAUUUUCCAUUUCAAUAUUUUUGAUCCUAUUCAUAAUGAUUUACCUAAAGGUUGCUGGUCUUUAUAGACAGACUCCUCUAAAACAAAUGCAACUUUAAGAAGUCUUACUUGGCCAGGUUUUGUGGGAUACCAUAGAGCUAACUCGAGAAUAUUUGGAUAUUGUUAUAUUGGAAACGGAUUAAAAAAUUGUGAUUUACCUUUUCUUUUAUGA
Ichthyophthirius multifiliis is the source of this 894-nucleotide messenger RNA. RefSeq names its product radial spoke head protein, putative. The record is from RefSeq and is a predicted model, not a curated record. Gene Ontology annotation, cellular component: radial spoke; axoneme. The transcript has 3 exons. Gene Ontology annotation, biological process: axoneme assembly; motile cilium assembly; cilium movement involved in cell motility. Lineage: Eukaryota; Ciliophora; Oligohymenophorea; Hymenostomatida.